This is a messenger RNA of Juglans microcarpa x Juglans regia, 1492 nucleotides long. Its product is annotated as probable carboxylesterase 17. The transcript has a single exon. Lineage: Eukaryota; Viridiplantae; Streptophyta; Magnoliopsida; Fagales; Juglandaceae. Bases 287 to 1339 code for a protein of 350 amino acids. Gene Ontology annotation, molecular function: hydrolase activity. The record is from RefSeq and is a predicted model, not a curated record.
CCGGAAAGGUACAAAAUAUGCAUGAAAUAUAUUGCAAAUAUGAAUUGCAACACAUGAAGGUUCCUUAACUAAAGGAUUGUGGCCUUUUGCCUCAAAUGAGAAUCCUCUGGACGGCAUAUGGUCAGUGAGGAAUCAGCUGAUGUCGACUGCGCGCCCACUUACGAGAUGAAUAGAUUGGGAAACUUGAUCUUUGGCCUAAUCUUCUUAAAUUUCUAUAUAAAGACCCCUCUAGGCAUGCAGUAACAUUCACACCACAAAUUACCGAUACCACUAUUUGACUCGUCUUAUGAGAACCAGAAGAAUGGCUGCCAUUUCCCUUGAUCCAAGGUUUAACCUCCAAGCUGAAAGGAACCCUCAACAACAUGGAGGAAUCGUUGAGGAGAUUGAAGGUCUCAUUCGAGUAUACAGAGAUGGACGCGUCGAAAGGCCUCCGAUUGUUCCUAUUGUCCCUUGCACCAUGGGACUAGAGCGUGGCGUGACAGCAAACGAUGUUGUAGUCGACAGGUACAUGAGUUUGUGGGCACGCGUGUAUGUCCCGAGUUGUUCCGGAAAGCUUCCAUUGCUUGUUUACUUCCAUGGAGGUGGGUUUUGUGUCGGCUCCACUUCUUGGAGCUGUUACAAUGAGUUUCUGUCCAGCCUUGCUUCUAAAGCAAAUUGCGUGAUCAUCUCUGUAAAUUAUCGUCUGGCCCCUGAGAAUCGUCUUCCUGCUGCAUAUGAGGACGGUCUCACCACUCUUAUGUGGGUGAAACAGCAAGCUAUAAAUGGUUCUAGCGAGCACAAAUGGUGGUUGAAGCUUUGCAAUCUUUCUAGCAUCUACCUAGCUGGUGACAGUGCAGGGGCCAACAUAGCUUACAAUGUGGCCACACGGCUCGGUUCAAGUGGUUCAUCCGAAUCCACCAUUUUAAGGCCGCUGUCUCUCAAAGGUACCAUCUUGGUCCAACCUUUCUUUGGAGGAGAGGCACUCACUUGGUCCGAAAAGUAUAGCAAUCAACCACCUAAUUCAGCGCUGACCCUGUCGGCGUCAGAUGCAUAUUGGCGUUUAUCCCUACCUCUAGGAGCAAACUGCGACCAUCCAUGGUGUAACCCUCUAGCAAAUGGCGCCGCAGCCAGGUUGAGGAAUUUAAGACUUCCAACCAUAAUGGUAUGCGUAUCAGAAAUGGAUAUACUGAAGGAUAGGAACUUGGAAUUUUGCUCUGCUUUGAUUAGCGCAGGGAAAAGGGUGGAAACAGUGAUGCACAAUGGCGUAGGACAUGCAUUUCAACUUCUGCAUAACUCUCAGUUGUCUCAACCUCGAACCCACGACAUGAUGUCUCGUAUCAAGGCUUUCAUCAAGGAGUGACUACCGAAAUUAAUGUCUUUCUUUCUUUUUAUUCUUUUACUGCUUGGUUUGUGUCGAUGUUGAAAAUGUUGCCGGCUAAAUUACGUCUGUUUGUUAAACAGCAAAGGUACCCGUGCUCUUGUUUUGUAGUUGUAUGAAUUAAAAGUUGCCUAA